CCACUUGCACACACAUAAAGCUGCCUCCUAAACACAGCUACCACUAGCUCUUGGACUGAGCCACUUUGCACUAUAGAGAAGAAGCGAUGAGCCGCGGGGUGUGGUUUUCUGCACUUGGGCUGCUGGCCUGGCUGUGCUGCCUCAGUAUGGGGCCCGUGGAGGGGGGGAAGGUGCUGGUUGUGCCUGUGGAUGGGAGCCACUGGCUCAGCAUGAAAAUACUGGUGAAGGAGCUCAGCGAGAGGGGACAUGACAUUUUGGCACUGGUGCCAGAAACCAGCCUGUUGAUCCAUGGCUCAGAGAGCUUCAAGACAGAGGUCUACCCUGUCCCCUUUACCAAAGCAGAACUGGACGGAAAUUUCAAAGAGCUGAAGGAUGGAGUGUUCCUCAAGCCGCCGAAGGUCACAGAUUUGUUUAUCAACAUGCAGCGUUUGGUAAACUUCACGACAGUUCAGGUGACAGCCUGCGAGAGUUUGCUGAACAACCAGCCUCUAAUGGGUCGACUGAGGGAAGGGGGCUUCGAUGUUUUGUUAACAGACCCAUUCCUUCCCUGCGGCUCUGUCCUGGCUCAUAUCUUUAACAUCCCAGCAGUUUAUUUCCUGCGGGGACUUCCAUGUGAGAUGGAUCUAAAAGCUAACCAGGUCCCCUCUCCUCGUUCUUACAUUCCUGUGGCUUUCUCUGGUAACACUGACAUCAUGACAUUCCCACAGAGAGUCAAAAACAUGCUCAUGUCUUUUCUGGAGUCCUACAUGUGCAGAAUUAUCUAUGCACACUUUGACGAUCUGGCCCGAAAGUACAUAGGAGACGACAUGACCUACAGUAAACUUCUCAGUAAUGGUGCAAUCUGGCUUCUCAGAUACGACUUUACUUUUGAAUGGCCCAGACCGCUCUUGCCGAACAUGGUUUUUAUUGGCGGUAUCAAUUGUGGAAAGAAGUCUCCUCUGCCUGCGGUGAGUAUUCAAAGAAUGUAUCUCCGUGUAAAUAAGCAACAGUUACAUCUGGAAUCACUCCAGGCAAAAUGCAUACUGGUGUUGAGUCAGACUGAAGCAAAGCCAUUUAAAGUUGAUGUAAUGAAGUCUACACCAUAACAUAGAAAAAAUACUUGCCAACAGUUUUAUAUAUAAACAAU
Molecule: messenger RNA, 1126 nt
Organism: Notothenia coriiceps (black rockcod)
Lineage: Eukaryota; Metazoa; Chordata; Actinopteri; Perciformes; Nototheniidae
Product: UDP-glucuronosyltransferase-like
Exons: 1
Coding region: 87-1085 (332 amino acids)
Molecular function (GO): UDP-glycosyltransferase activity
Source: RefSeq, a predicted model, not a curated record